Molecule: messenger RNA, 6404 nt
Organism: Jaculus jaculus (lesser Egyptian jerboa)
Lineage: Eukaryota; Metazoa; Chordata; Mammalia; Rodentia; Dipodidae
Gene: St8sia5
Product: ST8 alpha-N-acetyl-neuraminide alpha-2,8-sialyltransferase 5
Exons: 8
Coding region: 272-1510 (412 amino acids)
Biological process (GO): N-glycan processing; oligosaccharide metabolic process
Molecular function (GO): alpha-N-acetylneuraminate alpha-2,8-sialyltransferase activity
Source: RefSeq, a predicted model, not a curated record
GGCGCCCGGAGCGGAGGGAGCGAAGGAAGGCCCGGGGUUCCAGCCGAGCUCCCCGGCCCGGCCCUGUCCUGUCUCCGCAGCAGCACCGGAGACCGUCCGGUGUCCGCCGGCUCUGGCUGCGCCAGCGAGAAACUUUGCCCUGAGAAGUCCUCUGACCGCCUAACCACACGGCGAGAGAGUCCGCCGGAGAGUCCCUGUGCGGGGGCCCGGCACCCCGCGCGUCAUUGCCGCGCCUCCCCGCACCCGGCGUCCGCGGCGCCCGGCCGCCAGGAUGCGCUACGCAGACCCCUCGGCCAACCGGGAUCUGUUGGGGAACCGAACUCUGCUCUUCAUCUUCAUCUGCGCCUUCGCCUUGGUGACCUUGCUGCAACAGAUCCUGUAUGGCAGGAACUACAUCAGGAGAGGCCUCCAGUUUGGUUGGCAGAGUGGCGACCCGCUGGCCAAUUGGACGGGGCUCUUUAAUGCCACCGACGACUCGGCAGUGCAGAGCUACAGUGACUCCAGCUCCAGGUACUUUGAAUUUUACGAGGGGCCUUUAGAAUAUAACUCCACAAGAUGCCUGGAGCUGAGGCACGAGAUCCUGGAGGUGAAGGUGCUGUCCAUGGUGAAGCAAUCAGAGCUGUUCGACAGGUGGAAGAGCCUCCAGAUGUGCAAGUGGGCGAUGAACAUCUCGGAAGCUAACCAGUUCAAGUCCACCUUGUCCAGGUGCUGCAACGCCCCUGCCUUUCUCUUCACCACCCAGAAGAACACCCCUCUGGGGACCAAGCUCAAGUACGAGGUGGAGACCAGUGGUAUCUACCACAUCAACCAGGAGAUCUUCCGCAUGUUCCCCAAGGACAUGCCCUACAACCGAUCCCAGUUUAAGAAGUGCGCGGUGGUGGGCAACGGGGGCAUCUUGAAGAAUAGCCGCUGCGGCCGGGAGAUCAACAGCGCGGACUUUGUCUUCCGGUGCAAUCUGCCCCCCAUCUCGGAGAAGUACACUGUGGAUGUGGGGGUGAAGACAGAUGUGGUCACUGUGAACCCCAGCAUCAUUACUGAGAGGUUCCACAAGCUGGAGAAGUGGCGGCGGCCCUUCUACCGCGUGCUGCAGGUGUACGAGAACGCGUCGGUGCUGCUGCCCGCCUUCUACAACACGCGCAACACGGACGUGUCCAUCCGCGUGAAGUACGUGCUGGACGACUUCGAGUCGCCGCAGGCCGUCUACUACUUCCACCCGCAGUACCUGGUCAACGUGUCGCGCUACUGGCUCAGCCUGGGCGUGCGCGCCAAGCGCGUGAGCACGGGCCUCAUCCUGGCCACGGCGGCGCUCGAGCUCUGCGAGGAGGUGCACCUGUUCGGCUUCUGGGCCUUCCCCAUGAACCCCUCGGGGCUCUACAUCACCCACCACUACUAUGACAACGUCAAGCCCCGGCCGGGCUUCCACGCCAUGCCCUCGGAGAUCUUCACCUUCCUGCACCUGCACAGCCGGGGCAUCCUCCGCGUGCACACGGGCACCUGCAGCUGCUGCUGACGGCCGCCAGGCGGCUGCUGGGCACACAGCUUUGGCUCCUCACGGACCUUCCGAGAACGGACUGGGGGGGUCCUUGGCCUGGCAGCGCGGGGUCGGGGGCCGGCAUUCAGGCUUUUGCGUUUGGGUCCCGGGGCAAGAGGCAGCUCUGUUCAAAGCCUCUCCCCCCGAGGGGGGGGGGCUCUGCUUUGUGUCUCCAUCUCCUCCCCCCCCCCAACAAACAUGCUACACUCUCCAAGGUCGGGGGGGGCGGGGUCUCAUGUUGCGCGUAAAUAAGCACAUGUCCACUCGACUUCCUCUUCUCAGAGAGCACAAACGGCAGUUAGUGGCCUCCUUGCAGCUAGGUCAAGGCCCUGGGGAGCCAAGAUAAGAUGCCCAAUAGGACAGUAAGCACAGUCCAGAUUUCAUUCAUACCUUUGGCGGCCUCACUUUCAUCCCAGGGACCCAGCCAUGCAUUACUACCUAGAAUCUCAGAACUGAGUGGCCCAUCCAGAGGCCAGCCCUUCCAGCGAAGAAACAGCCACUCACUGCAUCCUGGUCAUGCCACCUGGCUGAGUGCUGUGGGGAGUUCUAAUCAAAGCCUUUGUCAGCAUCUCCUUGAGAUUCCAGCAGCUGAGAGCCAGUUUUUAGACACAUGCACGUGCGUGCGCGUGCGCGCGCGCGCGCACACACACACACACACACACACACACACACACACACACACAGAGCCCUGGUGCCUGCCUUUAAGCUAGGUUCCAUCUUGCAUUUGACCUUUGACAAGAAGGAAGUAAACCAGACCAGCCAUUUGCACUAAGAUUUCCCAGCCAAUGUUAUCGACUCAGCAAGUGCUUAGCAAUCUGCUUCCUCUUCUUCUGUGUCCCUAUUUUCAGCUCCAUUUUCACCAGGAGUUAUUUAUAAAGACGUGCUCCUCUUUAUGCCCCUGCCGACUGCAGGAUCCUGCUAAUUCACGUUCUGGAAUAGGAACCGUCAGCUGGAGAGAGUGCUGCCUUGUCAUGUGAGCCUGGCGGAUGGGAGCUCGUGGGGGCCCCUGACACCAGCAUUCCUAACUUAGGGUCUCUCCUGUGAAGGCAUCACCCCCCAGAGCGCGUGCCUGGGACCUUCAAACAAGGGACUCAUCAAGCCUGGGUUUGGGGAAGUUAGCUGUGUCUAGGCUGAGAGCUUCACAUGUGAAUUCACACCUGAAGUUCCUUCUGUCUGCUUCUUACGCGUGGAAACGCAGACUGUGAUUGUGUCUAAUGGUCACUGAUGGUGAAUUGCCUUUGGUUAAGAACUGGGGAACAUUUGUGGGGGGAAGAUUUCAACCUUUCUCUCUGUUCUUUCCUUCCUCUCUCACCUCUCCCUCGCUUCCUCUCCUCCCUGCCUUUCUUAGACAUUUCUAGAGAGCCUGCUCUGUUCUGGCCUGUGGUUGGGCUGGUUAAGACUCUGUGACCUAGGCUCUGUCUGUGUCUUCUGUGGGGAAGCAGAUCGCACCUUCACUGCAGUCCUGCAGGCCAGGCACUCUGAGGAGGAGCUGUGAGGAAACAGCAGAACCUUCUACCUGGUCACCUUUGUACAGGCCGAGCCCCAGACCCAGUUGAGAGAGCUAGAGGAUGAUGCUGACCUUCAGCCACGACCCUGCUUGGGCCUCCUCCCCGCUCAGCCCUGUCUCCUCUGGGCUAUUGCCUAUACGUGUCCCGAAGCUCACCCUCAUGUCUAGCUGUGCCGAAUGCAGCCUUUCCCAUGUUCUGAGCUCUGGGCCUGACUGAGAGGGUCCCCAGGCUACUCAGUCUGCAGGAUUGUAAAGGAGCAGAGCAGUCACUAAAGACACAGGGGGCCACACACUUUGUGGGGGGAUUGUGCUUACGGCUGUCGUGGAAUCUGGCUUUCUCCCAAAGCAGGAACUUCUGGUAACGAUUCCAGCUAACUGAGAUGUCUAGCCGUUAUCUAUGGUUCGUUGAACCUAGUUCUUGAAACCACAGGCUAUUGGCAUUAGAAGAUUCAUGAAGACAGUUUUGUCCCUCAUUAAGGACACAGGCCUGUAGCAAGGAAGUGAUCUGGGUCAGAUCGUGCUCAGGGCUCAGCUGAAUAUGCCUCUUCUGUAUCUGAAGAACUGCAUCUGCUACAAGUAGGUAGGAGCCCUGUGAGUCAGACAUCAGGGUGCCCCCGAGAUGAGAGUUGGGGUUGGAACUUGCCCAGCCAGGGUCACCAUGGAACUGAGGAGUGAACAUCGGGAUCCCUCCCAUGCCGGAGGAAGUCAGCAGCUGUGUGAGGGCCAUGCUUCUGCCCGUGGGUCCCUGGCUUAGUCCAUCCUGUCCUUCAGGGGCUUACAAGAGGUCUCCAGGGUCCUUACAACAUCCAUUUUUAAAAUUAUUUAUUUAUUUGAGAGAUAGAGAAUGGGCACGCCAGGGCCUCUAGCUAUUACAAAGUCCAGACACAUGCACCACCUUGUGCAUGUGACCUGUGUAGGUCCUGGGGAAUCGAACCUGGGUCCUUUGGCUUUGCAGCAAGUGCCUUAACUGCUAAGCCAUUUCUUCAGCCCCAAUAUCCAUUUUUUUUGAGGCAUUCAUGAUGUAUGGAUCUAAGCCAUAGCAUAUAUUUAUUCCAGUAGCUAAGAUUUAUUCCCCUCUCCUUCUGUGGCAAGCCCUACACUGUUCAUUUCUCUGCAUCGUCACCCAGCAUCAGCUCCAGACCCCCUAGGUAAGACGGCACCCAUGGCAUAUAUAGGUGACAGGUUCUUGAUGAUGGUCAGCCUCCAUUGGAAGACAUUUGUCCUCAUCUGCACAGAGCCUUCAGCUUGCACCUCACCUCACUUCCCCAGUCUUACUUCAUUGGUGCGUCAUCAUUCCCUUCCUAACUGAGAUGCCAGCUCAGGGUGGUAGCAGGUACCACUCCAGAGGCAAACACUCUGGGAGGCUGUCCUGGGUGCAGGAGGCAGCUUCUGCUUGCAAGUGCCUCUGCCCAAUCCUGAGCUCUACAAUGGUACUGACCCACACUGAGGCCCUGGAGGGGAACUGAAGGCAUCUCCACGGAGAUCGAUCCAAACAUAAUACAUGUUAAGAGACAUGAGUCACUUGCCUAGGGCCACAUGGCCAGCCAGUGGCUCAGCUGAAGUUCACCAGGCUCCUGACAUGCAGACCACACGCUCUUCCCCGUCAUCAGUAUGUGUGUAACAUUUUUGCAAGGCUCGGAGGGGCCCGAGCAUUGCUUCUGAGACAUCUUGGCUAUGGUGCCUCCGCACAGUGCGGACUACCAGUUAAGUUCUUGUUAAGAGACAUUGGUUCCCUACAACCAAAACAGCUAUGUCGUCUUCCUUUUUAGCUCAGUGCACUGCUCCAGGCUGAAAAGGUGGCAAAAGCAAGUACAUGACUCAGAGCUUGAGCAAGCAGAAAGGAAGGUGGCUGGAGGUCAGGCCGGCCCCUGGGACCUUUUCAGUGGUACUGCUGCGGCAGCUCUGCCCAGACAGCAGAGGCGUGCGGUCGCCCCUGCUUUUGCUGAGUAAGGGGAGGAAGCCCGGGGCAGCGGCGCUUUUGUCAACCGAGGGAGAGCCGAGUGCCGGUUCCAGCCAGUCAUUCACCAUGCAAUUACUGCAUGCCCGUUUGUGCCAGGCCAUGUGCGAGUGCCAGGGGAUAAGUGAUAAAGCGUACUUCUACCUUCCUGGCAUGCACUGUCUGGUGUGUGUGUGUAUGCAGAUUUUAAAUGAAGCAUCUCUCAGAUACAAGCUCACCAUGUGGAGUGGUUUCAAGGGCAGUUAUUAGGAAGAAAAGUUGUAGAAAGAGACUCACAAGUCAAUUCUGAAUCCGGAAGGCUGGCAGCGCCCUGAUUGUCAUUGCCCAAAAAGGAACAAGUUCUCCGGUCUCAUUCCUGACAGUUGACAAGGCUGCCCUCUGGUCUGGAUGUUCCCCCUGCCUUUCCUAACAAACCCUUCCUGAUGUGCCUCCUGUCUCUCUGCAUGCCCUUCCCUAGGCUUUUUGUGAUUUAUCUUCUAUGAAGCUUCCUCAGGGUUCUCUUCCGUGGUGACACCUCAUUCCAUGGCCUCGAGUGCCUGCCUUCCUCACAUCUCAGCCCUUGGCUACAGGCCCCUCCACCUGGAGGCCUCUGAGCAGCUGCCUCUACAAGGCUUCUCGAACCUCAGCCUGACUUCAACUGAUGUAGGCAAAGAGCAGGGUGGACUCCGUCUUCCUCGCCUCUGGUACUGCUCAGUAAUGUGACCCUGGGGAGCUCCUGAAGCCCGGGAGUCACUGAUUUAUCAUCUGAAAAUGUAGAACAGAACCCCAGGCUCGUCAGGCAUUUCAAGGAUGGGGGAGCUCUGUGUUUCACCAUGUCUGGCACAUGCCAGCGCAAACUAGAUGCUCAGGAAGGCCAGGUUUCCUGCUUGGACCUGGGUCUCUUGCCUCUUCUACUUUUACCCUCUAUGUUUAGUGAGUCCUUAAAUCUAGCCAAUUCCAGCUGACAAAUAGUGCUGAGGUCAUCCCUCUCUGUACCCCAUCCACCCCACCAGCUCAUGUACUCCUGGGUGAUCUCUCUGUAUUCUGAGAUUCAGCAUCUGAAAACACUUCAUUGUACCACAAAGUGCAGAUUCUUUUAACAAGACAUCCAAGCCUUGUCUCAGGGAGGCCGUCUCAGUUUUCUGAGCCUUAGUGUCCUGCCCUCUUCCUUCUUGGUCCUAUGCUUUUGUGCAAGAAGUUCUAAGGGCCUGGAAUGGCCCCACUUCCCUGACUUUUAUCUGGCCACUUUUGUUUGUGGUGUCUGGGGAUGGCUGGACCUGAGUCACACACUCUGUCUUCUGGGCUUCUGUGAUGAUCAUCACUGACUUCCAUUAGGACAUCUUCAGAGCUCACAGCUAAGUGUCUCUGGGCCCUUAGUGAAGGACAGGGCCUGGAAUCUAGCUCAUUUCUAAAAAUUAUUUUAUUUAUUU